Molecule: messenger RNA, 2453 nt
Organism: Thalassophryne amazonica
Lineage: Eukaryota; Metazoa; Chordata; Actinopteri; Batrachoidiformes; Batrachoididae
Gene: c1ql3b
Product: complement component 1, q subcomponent-like 3b
Exons: 2
Coding region: 266-1060 (264 amino acids)
Molecular function (GO): protein binding
Source: RefSeq, a predicted model, not a curated record
ACGUGUUUAAUCUCUCUCACAAAGUGUUGUUGUGCUGCUUUUCUACUUCGACGCGCAUGGAAAUUAACCAUUUGGACGGACACCACCGUGCGUAAAACUUGUGGAUGGUUCCUUCUGCGCAUGAACAUUUGCAAAACUGUUUCACCUCCAAAACCAUUUUUAUUUCUCAAGCUCAGGAGAAAUUCUUUUCUCGGCAAAUAUAUCGCCCACAAGCAGGCUGGAAGACCUUCCACGUCGCAGGACGCAGCGUAUCCGCAGAGCGCAGAUGAUCGCAACUGGCGUUUGUGGCGUUGCGCUGGUGCUGGUGCUGGUGGUUCUGAUCCCGGUCGUGGUGAAUUCCGCCGGGACUAACGCCCGCUAUGAGAUGCUCGGAUCCUGUCAAAUGGUGUGCGAUUCUCACGGAGGCGCGACCACGGCCACUGCGACCAACACGAUCAAAGACAACCGCCUGAUCCAGUCGCUUCCGACGUUCAUCCAAGGUCCUCAAGGAGAGCCGGGACGCGUCGGUAGGGUGGGUCCAAGGGGCCCAAAUGGUCCUCCCGGGCCACCUGGACCUGCUGGUCCACCGGGUGAAAGAGGCAAACCAGGCCCCCCAGGUCCACACGGACCACCGGGAGCAAACGGCCCCACCGGUGCCAUCAGCGCAGCCACUUACAACACAGUUCCAAAGAUAGCGUUUUACGCAGGACUGAAGAAGCAACACGAGGGUUACGAAGUGCUGAAGUUCGACGACGUGGUGACAAAUCUUGGGAACCACUACGACCCUUCUUCAGGGAAAUUCACCUGUUCGAUCCCGGGGAUUUACUUUUUUGUUUACCACGUGCUCAUGCGAGGCGGGGAUGGAACAAGCAUGUGGGCAGACCUCUGUAAAAAUAAUCAGGUGAGAGCCAGCGCCAUAGCCCAAGACGCGGACCAAAACUAUGACUAUGCCAGCAACAGUGUUGUUCUUCAUCUGGAGCCUGGGGACGAGAUUUACAUCAAACUGGAUGGUGGGAAAGCACAUGGAGGCAACAACAACAAGUACAGCACCUUCUCGGGCUUCAUGCUCUACGCCGAUUGAAACAGGAACGAUGAGGGACAAGAGCUCGGCUCGUAGCUUCAUAUUCCAGUGUUGGUGGGUUUAAGAGAUAGAGCAUUUGAAGCAAAAGGUGGUGCCAAAAAUAGACAAAAUACAACUUUGAAAGAGCAAAAAGCUUCCCGUGUGAUGAGGUGUAUGUAGAUAGAUAAUAAUAUGUGCAGUGUGGUUUAUAGUAAAUGUUUAAAAAGAGCUCCACCUGUCACAUUAAUUAGUGUCGCUGUUGCACCCUGAAGUCUUUAGCAUAGCAAGCAAAGUAUGAAUGUUGCUCAAAGAAUAACCAGAAAUCUGCUUACUGUGUGAUUAGUCCAUAUGUGCUUUAUUGUUCAAAAAUAUAACAGAUAAUUGUUACAAUUCCCGAUAAAAUAUUAAGACAUGGUGUUGCAUGAUUAUUUCUUCAUUUAUUUUUUUCUAAAAAAAGAAACUACAACGCUGUGCAGCAUAAAGAAAAUCACAAACUUGUAAAGCACCAUUGUGAUAUAAAUAUACAGGCACUGUCAGGAAACAUUCAUUAUUUCUGAGUCAGUGUGACAGUUGGUUGGGACAAAAUCCCAAAAACUAGAUUAUCGCACCGUCAGCGCAAAGUUUUCUCGAGUUUGACCGUGACACUUCAGCCAGUACAAAAUGUGAAUGCUUAUGUUAAAUCCAACACAUAUGAACUGUUUUCUAACCUCUCCAGGAGAUUAAUCAAAGCUUUAGUUUUCUGUGGUGCUCAGUCAGCUGUGGUGAUCACACCAUUGAUCAUGUGGUGAAGUCACCCUGCGAGGCCACCUGUUCCCACAUGAAAGGAGAACAUGUCCUUCAUCUGGGUUUGCCAGCCAGUCAGCCUCCCGCAGCUGCCCAGACCCCCACUGGGGGGGUGACAGGACAACUCAUCUAACACUGUUGCGGUAUUGUGUCGAGAGCAGAGCAGCAUACCGAUUACUGCCCAACAUUCAUUAUUGUAAUAAUGUGAAACGUUUGCAAAAUCAUCACAGGAACAAAGACAGCUGGUGGAACAUUAAAAUAUGAAAACACAAACUAAAAAUCAAAUAGCACCAUAUUUGGGAGUAACAUCUCCAAACAAAGUCAUUCAUAUUUUCUACAGAUAAGCAAAACAAAAAAAAACUGCCAGAUGUUUACUGUCAUGGGACCAAUAUAAACCUGUUAAUGAAAAGCACUGUGAUUCUGCAAAGCUGAAUUAGAUAAUUUCAUUAUAAUGUGAAUAUCAAAUAUAUAAUUAAGUGUUAAAUAAUAUGCUGUCAUUUUAUUGGUGAAGCCACUGUAUGUAAAUAAAAUGUGCUUGUCAAGUGGCAAGUUGUAAUAUGGUGAGAAAUUAUUUGCACUGCUAUGACAAAGUAAUAAAUUAUGUGGGAAAUCGAGGUCAUAUUUUGAGGGG